Sodiomyces alkalinus F11 is the source of this 2296-nucleotide messenger RNA. RefSeq names its product cytochrome b2. Lineage: Eukaryota; Fungi; Ascomycota; Sordariomycetes; Glomerellales; Plectosphaerellaceae. The transcript has 10 exons. The record is from RefSeq and is a predicted model, not a curated record. Gene Ontology annotation, molecular function: L-lactate dehydrogenase (cytochrome) activity; heme binding. Bases 482 to 2296 code for a protein of 604 amino acids. Gene Ontology annotation, biological process: lactate metabolic process.
CCACUUCGUACGUAGCUUGCCCUCGGCAUCCCUUCUCUGGACCAUUGAUGGUUUCCCAUCAGUAUCGGGGCACCGGCACUUUUUCUGGAGGAGCAGAUCCCAUUCCCCUUCUUCGCCCCUACCCCCUAGAGGCUAGGUUCUUCGUCUCAAGAACAUCGGUUGAAGAUUGAUUUCUGAAUCCACCGGGCCCCAUCUCCCCAUUUCUUCCUCUCCACAACCACCUCCGCGGUCAAUUCGUUGCGCGCAUUUAAUUAAGCGUUGUCCCGUAACCCAUUCUGGUUCCAUUUGUAGCUUUGUCCUCUUCUUCUCAUUUUUUUUCCUCGUUUUUUUUUUUUCUUUCCUUUUCUUUGAGCUUGGACACACCAAUUCUAGAUUCGAUACCGCUUCUUUCGACAGCAGGAAAGACGGAUAGAUACCCCCGAAGACCCGACAAUAGAGGAUCCUCGGCAAUAACAGGCGAGCCAUACGAACAAUCGCGACAAUGGCGCUCAAGGGAGAAGAGGUGGCCAAGCACAACAAUGCCGAGUCGUGCUGGGUCAUCGUUCAUGGCAAAGCCUACGACGUGACGGAAUUCCUACCGGAACAUCCCGGCGGCCAGAAGAUCAUCCUCAAAUAUGCGGGAAAAGAUGCCACGGAAGAAUUCGAUCCCAUUCACCCCCCCGACACGCUCGACAAGUACCUCGACAAAUCAAAACACCUGGGACCCGUGGACAUGGCUUCAGUCGUGAUGGAGACCAAGGAAGAGGACCCGGACGAGCCUGCGCGGCAGGAACGCCUUGCCCAGAAGCCGCUGCUGUCCCAGUGCUAUAACUUGAUGGACUUUGAGGCGGUUGCCCGGCGGGUGAUGAAGAAGACGGCCUGGGGAUACUAUUCUAGCGCCGCUGACGAUGAGAUUACGAUGCGGGAGAACCAUUCGGCGUUCCAUCGGAUCUGGUUCCGGCCCAAGAUCUUGGUGGACGUGGAAAAGGUGGAUUUCAGCACGACAAUGCUAGGGACGAAAGUGGACAUGCCAUUCUACGUCACGGCGACGGCGCUGGGCAAGCUGGGCCACCCAGAGGGCGAGGUGGUGCUGACGCGGGCGGCGGCCAAGCAUGACGUGAUCCAGAUGAUCCCGACGCUGGCGUCAUGCUCAUUCGACGAGAUUAUGGACGCGGCGACGGCGGACCAGGUGCAGUGGCUCCAGCUGUACGUCAACAAGGACCGCGCGAUCACCAAGAAGAUUGUGGAGCACGCCGAGGCACGGGGCUGCAAGGGCCUGUUCAUCACGGUGGAUGCGCCGCAGCUGGGACGGCGGGAGAAGGACAUGCGCAGCAAGUUCACGGACCCGGGAUCCAACGUGCAGUCGGGCCAGGCGACGGACACGAGCCAGGGAGCGGCGCGGGCCAUCUCGACGUUCAUCGACCCGGCGCUGUCGUGGAAGGACAUCCCCUGGUUUCAGUCGAUCACCAAGAUGCCCAUCAUCCUCAAGGGCGUGCAGCGGGUAGAGGACGUGCUGAAGGCGAUCGAGAUCGGGGUGCAGGGCGUGGUGCUGUCGAACCACGGCGGGCGGCAGCUGGACUUUGCGCGCAGCGGGGUGGAGAUCCUGGCGGAGACGAUGGCGGUGCUGCGGCAACAGGGCUUGGAGAACAAGCUGGAGAUUUACAUCGACGGUGGGGUGCGGCGGGCGACGGACAUCAUCAAGGCGCUGUGCCUGGGUGCGCGGGGCGUCGGUAUCGGCCGGCCGUUCCUGUACGCGAUGAGCGGGUACGGGUUCGAGGGCGUGGACCGUGCGAUGCAGCUGCUCAAGGACGAGAUGGAGAUGAACAUGCGGCUCAUCGGGUGCACCCGGGUCGACGAGCUCAACCCUUCGCUCCUCGACACAAGGAGCCUGUUCCACCACGGCAACGGCACGCCGAACGACAACCUUUCCGGGGCGGUGUACGACCCGCUAGCCACGCCAACGCAGAGGCCCAAGCCGCCCAAGUCUUCCAAGCUAAUAUGUCUUCUCCAUCACGGGUUCGAAAAUAUUCCUAUCAUUGUGAAUCUCAAGAUGGAGACGCUGAUUGAGAUUCGAUACCGAAUGCGGCGGGGCAGUGCUGGCUUCGACGGACUCCGUCCUCCGGUGUACCUCCUCACUUUCGGCAUAUCGACUUUCGAACCACCUCCAACACAAGAAAACCACUCGUUCCGUUCCUUUCAGCCCGAAGAGGCGGAAGCGACGACCAAGCGCUACUACAGCCAAGUCUCCCACUCCCACGUUCCAAAGGUCAGACACCACCCACCGGCCAUCUACCGCAUGCCGCAGGGGACACUGUAA